AUGUGCAAUUGCAAUCACUUGUCUUCGAUUGUGGCCCCAUCAGCGUUGGCUUCAGAUUUCAGUCAAUUAGCCAGCGAAUGUCAGCGUGUACUCGAUGACGGCGCUGAUUGGCUGCAUAUGGAUGUAAUGGAUGGCCAUUUCGUGCCUAAUAUUACAAUGGGUCCACCGAUCCUGGCUUCAGUUAAGAAGGCACUCCCACAUAUUAAAAUGGAUUGCCAUAUGAUGGUAGCUAAUCCAAUCCAGUGGGUCGAGCCUGUAGCUCAAGCUGGUGGUUAUCAAUACACGUUCCACUACGAGGCUACUGAUGACCACAUGGGCGUUGUGCGUGAAAUUAAAAAGCACGGAAUGCGCGCUGCUAUAGCCCUCAACCCAUCUACUCCAGCCAACUCCCUCUCAGAUGAUCUCAUCAAACAACUCGAUAUGGUUCUUGUUAUGACCGUGUGGCCAGGAAAAGGCGGUCAGAAGUUCAUGCAGGAUCAAAUGCCAAAGCUAAACGAGUUGCGUCAUAAGUAUACUCACCUCGAUUUACAAGUCGAUGGCGGCGUUGGUCCCGCUACUAUCGAUGAGUGCACUAGAAAUGGAGCUAAUGUCGCUGUGGCGGGUACUGCUGUCUUUGGUGCUCAGAAUGUGAAACAGGCUAUUGAUGCUAUUAGAAUGAGUAUCAAUGCUCAGAUAAAUAAAUAA
Molecule: messenger RNA, 684 nt
Organism: Wallemia ichthyophaga EXF-994
Lineage: Eukaryota; Fungi; Basidiomycota; Wallemiomycetes; Wallemiales; Wallemiaceae
Product: Ribulose-phosphate 3-epimerase
Exons: 3
Coding region: 1-684 (227 amino acids)
Biological process (GO): pentose-phosphate shunt; pentose-phosphate shunt, non-oxidative branch; carbohydrate metabolic process
Cellular component (GO): cytosol
Molecular function (GO): metal ion binding; D-ribulose-phosphate 3-epimerase activity
Source: RefSeq, a predicted model, not a curated record